AACAUUUUCUAUUGGUUUAGUUAAAGGUCAUUAAUAUCUUUAUUCCUAGUUGAAAUUCACUGAAUGCAAUCAACCAGUUCCCCAAAUCUCAUGUGCUCUUACAGAUAGCUCUCACAAGCCUGAUUUCACUUUUUUUCCCCUAGGUGUUUUUCUUCAACACCCUAUCACCUCUGCAUGCCUGAAAAUAUGCGAGGAGGGAGCUCCCCUGCAGAACUUGUCCCUGUGUUAACUUUUCCAAGCUAAAGUUCUUUUAGUUAGUAACGGUGGGAGCCGAGUCAGAAAGCGCUGUUCAGACAGCAGGGCCAAGUAGCUCGCUGUGAGGGCCCUAACUAACCCCCCGGGACGCGAUCCGACCUCCACCUGCCAGCCGAGCGGCGGGCGGGCGGAAGGGCGGGCCCGUACAUGGUGGGGUGCGGGCGGGUGGAAGGGCGGGCCCGUACAUGGUGGGGUGCGGGCGGGUCCGUCCGGGAGGCAGCCGCAGGGCACAGCCAGACUGGCAGUCUCAGUAGCGUGGGGUUCAGGCAGCAGCAGGUAGGGGUUGCAGUGGGGCUGGUUCUCGUGGUCACCAAAAAGAUAGGGCACAGCACGCGGCGUAAAGAAUCUUAUAAUAAAGAAUGACAGUGAAUCAACAUUUAAAUUUCCCAGAAAAGGACCUCUCUGAAACUGAACCUGCAAGCAUGGAAUUUGACAGCCCUUCUUUCCAGCAUGAGGAAAAUCUUGAACAAAGUGACCAGUUGAAGACCAAGAAAAACAAGAAAAAAAAUAAGUCAGAGAAAAAGGUGGUUGGCAUCUUUGAACUGUUCCGCUAUGCUGAUGGGGUGGAUAUACUUUUGAUGGUAGUUGGUUUGAUCGCAGCCGCUGCUAAUGGUACUGGAUUACCCCUUAUGAUCAUUAUUUUUGGAGAUAUGACAAACGUCUUUGUUCUAAGUGGUGUGAAUUCGAGUGUGUCAGAAGGUACUUCAGUAAAUAAUUCCAGUUGUCAACCAACUCCAGGUGUAGAUAUAGAAGCUGAAAUGACAAAGUUUGCUUACUACUAUGUGGGAAUUGGCUUUGCUGUGUUGAUCCUGAGCACCGUCCAAGUAUGGACAUUUUUGAUCGCUGCUACAAGGCAAACAUCAAGGAUUCGGCGGAAGUUCUUUUUUGCAGUGCUCCAUCAGGAGAUGGCUUGGUUUGAUAGUACCCAGAUAGGAACUCUGAACACUCGACUGACAGAUGAUAUCAACACCAUUCAUGAAGGCAUCGGAGACAAGAUCUGUAUAUUUGUACAGUUUUUUUCUACGUUUCUGACAGGGAUUAUUAUAGGAUUCGUCCAUGGGUGGAAGCUAACCCUGGUGAUUUUGUCAGUCAGUCCACUGCUUGCUGCGUCAGCCGCAGUCUGGUCAACUCUUCUGGCGUCCCUUACAGCUAAAGAGCUAUCUGCUUAUGCCAAGGCAGGAGCUGUGGCGGAAGAGGUCUUGACUGCAAUCGGGACUGUUGUGGCUUUCAAUGGACAGCAGAAGGCAUUAGCAAAAUAUGAUACUAAUCUAGAGGCAGCUAGACGUGUUGGAGUAAAAAAAUCCAUUACUACCAACACAUCUCUCGGUGUUUCACAAUUUCUUAUUUUUGGAUCAUAUGCACUUGCAUUUUGGUACGGAACCAAGCUCACCGUUGAGGAGCCAAAAAUUUAUAACAUUGGUCGCGUGUUAAUUGUGUUCUUCUCUGUGCUUAUUGGAGCCUUUUCCCUAGGACAAGCAGCUCCCAACUUGGAGAGCGUGGCUAAUGCGCGUGGAGCUGCUUACGAAGUAUAUCAAAUUAUUAAUAAGAAACGGCUUAUAGAUAGCAGUUCUAAGGAAGGCUACAAACCAGACAAGCUCAAAGGAGAAAUCGAAUUCAGAAACAUCCAUUUCAGUUACCCAUCCAGGCCUGAUAUUACAAUCCUCAAAGGUCUGAACUUGAAAGUUCAAACUGGGAAGACCAUUGCCUUGGUUGGUGCUAGUGGCUGUGGGAAAAGCACCACUGUUCAGUUGCUGCAAAGAUUCUAUGAUCCUGACCAAGGAGAAGUCACCUUAGAUGGUCGGGAUAUUCGAACACUUAAUGUAAAGUGGCUGAGAGAAAAUAUUGGUAUUGUGAGCCAGGAGCCUGUUUUGUUUGCAACAACAAUAGCUGAGAACAUUCGCUACGGCAGAGAAGACAUUUCUGAUGCUGAAAUUGAACAAGCAGCCAAGGAAGCCAAUGCUUUUGACUUUAUAUCUAGACUGCCUGAUAAAUUCAACACCAUGGUAGGGGAGAGAGGGGCUCAACUGAGUGGAGGACAGAAACAGCGAAUAGCUAUUGCUCGUGCCCUGGCAAGAAAUCCAAAGAUUCUUCUUCUGGAUGAAGCUACAUCCGCUCUGGAUACUCAGAGUGAAUCUGUAGUUCAGGCAGCUCUUGAUAAGGCUCGGACUGGACGUACCACUAUUGUGAUUGCUCAUAGACUAUCUACCAUCAGAACUGCUGACACUAUUGCUGCAUUUGAGAAAGGCAUUGUGGUUGAACAAGGAACACACAGCGAACUCAUGUUGCAGAAGGGAGUCUACUAUUCUCUUGUAAUGCAGCAAAGCGGUAGCAAUAAUGUUCAAGAUGAUGGUACAUCAGAAGAAGAUGAAGAAACUGAAGUUGAGGAAUAUGAGGAAGAUGACAGAAAUAGUUCUGUGGAGAAACUGAACCUUAAAGAUCACUUUGAAGAACCAGUGAUAACUGGGAGAAGCAGCAUUCGUAGAAGAUCCAGCAGAUACAAGAGCAAGAGGUCCUCUUCUAAGAAAAAGUCCUCUAAGAAGAAGAAGAAAAAAGAGCUGGAGGAAGAAAAUCUCCCUGUUGUGUCUUACUCAAGAAUCCUGGCUCUGAAUAAGCCUGAGUGGCUGUAUGUCCUAAUGGGAGUGAUUGCUGCUGCUGUCUCAGGUGGAGUCCAUCCUGCUUUUGCUGUUAUAUUUGGAAAAAUCAUUGGGGCUUUUCAAGAAACAGAUGGAGAAAAGAGGAAUAAAAACACUUUGGUGCUUUCUCUAAUGUUUCUUUUACUUGGAGUGAUUACCUUAGCAACAUACAUAAUCCAAGGAUUCAUGUUUGGAAAGUCUGGAGAAAUACUAACAAUGAGACUGCGUUCUUUGUCCUUCAAAGCAUUACUUCAGCAGGAGAUUGGAUGGUAUGAUGAUCAGAAAAAUGCUGUUGGAGUUCUGUUAACUCGACUUGCUACUGAUGCUUCCCAAGUCAAAGGGGCAACUGGAAGCCGGCUUGGACUGAUGACUAUGACUGUCUUUACCCUUCUGACUGCCAUCAUUAUUGCUUUUGUGUACGGCUGGCAGCUGACUUUGCUUAUUCUGGCCUGCAUUCCUUUCGUUAUUGCUGCAAAUGCUGCAAAUGUUAGCUCUGUGUCUGGUCAUGCAGCAAAAGAUCAAAAAGCUUUGGAAGAGGCUGGAAGAGUUUCAACAGAAUCAGUUGAAAAUAUAAGAACUGUAGCUUCACUGACCAGGGAAGAAGCAUUCUAUGAGAAGUACAUAACCAGUUUGAAUGGUCCGUACAGAGAUUCUCUUAAAAAAGCCCCUUUAUAUGGACUUACCUAUGGAAUAGCUCAGUCUGCAAACUACUUUGUUAACGCAGCAGUCUUCAGAUUUGGGGCGUGGCUCAUUGCUCGUUGUUUGACCAACUUUGAAAAUGUAUUUAUAGUCUUCUCUUCUGUCAUAUUUGCAGCCAUGAACGUUGGUCAGUCUGCUUCCCUGGCACCAGAUUAUGGCAAAGCUAAGAUUUCAGCUCAAAGAAUCUUUCAUCUUUUGGAUAGAAGACCUCAAAUUGACAGUUACAGUGAAGAAGGUGAAAAAUUGAGUAAUUUUGAAGGCAACAUUGAAUUCAGAAACAUCCAUUUUGUAUAUCCAACAAGACCAGAAGUUCAAGUUUUGCAAGGACUUAAUGUGAAGGUUAACAAAGGACAGACUCUGGCAUUAGUAGGAAGCAGUGGCUGUGGCAAAAGCACAUCCAUUCAGCUCUUGGAGAGAUUUUAUGAUCCUGUGGAAGGACAAGUGUUAGCAGAUGGAUUUGAUACCAAGUCUUUGCAUUUACAAUGGCUGAGGUCCAGGCUGGGUCUAGUGUCACAGGAGCCCAUUUUGUUUGACUGCAGCAUCGCUGAAAAUAUUCAAUAUGGAGACAACAGUAGGCUUGUUAGUCAGGAGGAAAUUGAAGAGGCAGCUAAAGCAGCAAAUAUUCAUGCCUUCAUUGACAAAUUGCCAGAGAAAUAUAACACUCGGGUGGGUGAGAAAGGAACACAACUUUCUGGAGGUCAAAAACAAAGAAUAGCGAUUGCCCGAGCUCUGGUUCGUAAUCCUGCCGUUCUGCUUCUAGAUGAAGCUACUUCUGCACUUGACACAGAAAGUGAAAAGAUUGUUCAGAAAGCUCUGGAUAAUGCCCGGCAAGGUCGAACCUGCAUUGUAAUUGCACACCGCCUGACAACCAUACAGAAUGCAGACAUCAUCGCAGUGAUCCAGAACGGCAGGGUGGUGGAGCAGGGCACCCACAGCCAGCUGCUGGCAAAGGAAGGACACUAUUAUGCCCUUGUAAAUGCACAUGUCUCUAAUUAGUGCUGUUAGUUGAUUUUUUUUAGUUUGUUUUUUUUUUCUGGGAAGAUGUGAAAAGCUGACAGAGAAGUCAUGUUGGCUGUAUCUCUGCUGAUGGAACAGUGGCCAUGUGGUGUGGCUUUGUUGCUGCACCUGGUGUAGUCUUUGGCCUACGUACCUAGUGGAAUAAACAGUGCAUGCCCAUAGUUAGUAGGUACACGUGGCAUGCCAGAGACUGGGCUUUUGUGGGGGUAGUGUGAUCUGAAGGGAGCCAGACCUGGAGCAGUCUGAUCCAGUGCACCAAUUCAGGUGGGGCACCCAAAUCUUUCUGUCCCCUCAAACUCCGGCCUGCAUGAGUUGGCACAGAUCAAGGGUGGCCCACAAGAGUGGCAGUGGCUAACUGUCAUGCUAAGUGAAGGGCUGCUUGUGCUUGCUUCUGUUUCUUCUUUUUUUCCACCAACCAGAUGCAGCCGUGAAGUUUUCUAGAUGAUCGAAGAACUGUUGAUUCUCACAGAUCACAUUCAAAAUAAAAGCAUUUGUAUCUCACUAGAGAGAAGUGGUUGUUUUUUCCACUUCUUGCCCUACUUCUGAUAUUACUCCACACAUUUUUUGAGGAUUCAAUAUUGUAUUUCAGAUAAUAAUUGCAAUAGUGGAAAACCUUCCAUAUAUUGGUAUAUUUUAUAUAGUUUAUCAGUGUCUUUUGUACUUUCCAAUUGCGGUCAUCGGGGUUGCUUCAAAAGUCUUAUAGGAGAGAGCUAGGAUGGCUGCUUUGGAGUGGACUCGCUGUUACAUUCCCUUUUUCUUUGUUUCUACACUGGAGUUAAGCAGUAGAUUCUCAGUUUAGGGGAAAAAUAUCUUACUGCUUUAUCCACCAAAAUUCUGGGGGAAGAAAAGAGUGAUUGUUGCUUUGGGCUGGACAUGUAUGUGUUUUUUUUAUUACAAUUAUAAUAAAUUGCAACACUACAGAAACUUAUUCAUUAUAGUAUUACAGUAACAACUAAAAUUAAGUAAAAACAGGAAAUUAUUUUCUGUAAAUAAAUAGAAAUAGCAGCUAUUAAGUUGAAUCAUCUAACACCUGUGACUGGUUAAUGGAACAUCUUUGUGGAAAAUACUGCAUUUGCAUCCACACAGAUAACAGAAAAAUCCAAAAUGUGCUUCCUACCUCCGGCUUGGAAUUAUUUAGUAAAACAGGGGCAAAUGGACUAAGGAAAUAUUCAGUAUUUGACCUGGAAGUUGCUGAAACAGUUUCACCAUGGUCAGCCUAGAAAAAUAAGUUCUGUCACUCCUGGGGCUUGUGUUUCCCCUUGUCAACCUCUAUAAGGGUAAAUAUUACCUACAAUGGAAAGAAGAGUGAUUACCCUUGCCUCAAUUUCAGCACGUUCCUCACUGCUGCUCAUGUAGAGCGUUCUCAUGCUGCAGUAGCUGGACAGUCUCAGUACCAUCUGUGUAUUUUAGGGACAAACAAAGAAAGGUCUUGAAGUGAGAUGCUUGGCAGCACCAUGUGGAAAGAUGAGCUUGCAUUUUGGCUAGGGCCAGAGGGAAGAGGUGCUGCUGCCAUAACAGAGGGAGCUGCUCUGGGCCAUGGGAGCUGGGUGGUGAAAGAGCUGUGACUAACAGAGGUUCCUUGAGUGUCCUCUGCGCUUCAAAGAUGGAGAAUAGAGAACAUUACUGAAGUAAAUAGCAUUAAUUUGCUUACGUUAACAAGUGAGUUGUUUUUUUAACAUAUGAAUGUAUUUUACAGAUUUAUCUCAAUACGAGGAUACUAGAAAUUGCUAAUGUCCGUAGCCCUCUUUAAAAGGUCAUCUGCAGAUGUGAGAAAAACAGCAGACAAAACCAAGCCCUACCCACCAGGAAAGAGACGGUGGUGGGCAAGAAGCAGAGCAAAAUUCAAGCCGAGUGUAAGAAUGACAGAAUAGCGCAUUACUGAAUGCCUGCAAAAAUACAGGCUGAGCUGGGUGACUUUACUGAUUCAAUUAAUCUAUAAAUAGAUUAGCACGUUCAGCCUGUAGGCAUUACUAACAAACUUUGUACUCGGAUGGUUUAUUUCAGACCAUUCAUGUCACCUUCCCCAGCUGGUUAUGCCCAUGCAGCUGGCAGACUGGCUGCGUGCCAAUUAAAAGCAGAUGUAAAUUCAGAGACAAAUACAUGCUAAAAGCAUCUUUUCAGCACUGGCUGGCUGGUAUAAAGAUCAAAAGAAUUAACUCUGACAGGAGGGAAAAAAAAAAAAAAAGCCUAUGAGCAUACAUUUUAAGAUCCCCAUCACUCUGUCCUGUGUUGACGUCUACCCCAGGUGCUAGAGUUACACUUCCCUUAUCCCUGAACAAGCAGAGGCUACAUGCCCAAAGUGAGGUACUGGUGAUUCCACCAGGGACCACACCCCUAAGAUGAUUUGUGCCAUGAGUAUAGUGAUGAAGGAAGCACAAAAACUCAAGGAACACCAAAGACCUUGUUCAUGAAUAGAUGAGAAGCGUUCAGCCCAUGGGCUUGCUUUAUGCCAGCACUGCUAAGCCUGCUAGAGAACUGAUGUCUUACCAUGUUCCAAAGAUGAGAGCUGAGACUUCAGAGAAGGCUUUCAUAAGGAAUUUUGGAGAAAGAAUUGAUGAUGUCUUAAAUUGACUGUAUAGUUAAAAAAUUAAUUACUAACAUAACCUGAAGCCCCAGAGAUGAGAUACGGAGUUGACAGGAAGGUGCAAACUAAGGGGUACAGGAGCUGCUUACCCUUAUGGCUUCAAAGAAUCAAUUGUUCUCGUACAGGCAUUGGAGUUCACCAGUCCCAGUGGAUGUGGACAUUUCCCAGUCCUGGAUGUGCUAUUUCAGUUUGAAAUAUCUGUCAGCAAUUAAAGAAUAAUGCUGUUUGCAAAACUGUAAAGGAAUGUCAUGUUUACCAGCUCAUGGCUGGGCUUUUUUUCCCCCAAAUGUUUACUUUCUUCUGCAGCCUGUAGGAUUGCAACUUGGAGGCAUCUAGAAGCUGUAAGGAAGUGCACAGCCUCAUAAAGAAAUUAUUUGAUAAUCCUGAUUGUAUGACAAAAAAGAACGCUUUCAUGAAAAUUGCAAUUCUCAACUCUUUUCUUUUGGGAUCAGCUGAAAUACUAAACCAGUGUGUCUGUUAUCUAUUUUUCUACUGCUAUUAGUUUUAUAAGCUUAAUUGAAACUCAGAGAGUUUGCACAAUUCCACUAAACUGUGGCAGGCAAUAUCUAACCUGUCCUUCCUUGGCUAUAAUCAGUAGACAUUGUACCUAUGACAUUUUACUUACAAGUUUGUAAGUGUCAGGCAAAAGGAGAGCUCACAGGACUCUUGUCACAGUAAUCACUAGGAAAAUUCCUGUCACACAUGGGAGCAGGCCUAUUUUGAAGUUAAUGGUAGGUGAUUUCACUAAUUAAUAAGGGAAACGUUAAGAAACUAUGCAGGAUCGUUAAGGUCUGUUCACCUGACAUUGCUGGAGGGUUUUGAGUGAAACUGCUUUCCUGGACUGAGUCAACUCUAGGAAAAUAGCUACCCUUGUAACACAGGUAAUAAAAAGCCAGAUCUUGAUCUGCUAAAUCCCACCAUAUAGAUAUGCGUAGGACAGCUGAUAACCUAAUUUCAUUUCCUUCAAUGAACUUGUUUCCAGACAUCUAACACAAGAAUUUGGCUUUCUGUUUCAAGACUAAACAGCUUUUCAGGAUGGUUUGUGCCCCCCUCCCUUCCACGAGGAGGUAUUUCACAGCAUUGUCACAGCAGCGCUGCAGUUCUGUCUCAGUGCAGAGCUCACCCGCUGCCUGCUACCAUGCGUGCCUUACCCAGAUGACUCAUUUUUAUACAGAGAUUCAAUCAGAAGCAGAAGAGUUCACUCAGGUCUUGGAGCUAUGGUUGCGCCUUGCCUAAGAAGAAAAUAAAGUGACUGUUUUUCCAAGCUUUUCUGUUUGAUUAUAUGAGAAAAACAUGGGUUUGUAAUCACUACAGCUGUAGCCGUGUUGUACAUGAACUGAUGAGUGAGAGCCAGUGCGUUGCUUGGCCUCUUUUUGUGCAUCCAUGCUUCCCCAAGACAAGUUUCUGUAGAAACAUAGUUUCUCUGUAUAUAGGGUCUGAGCUAUUGAGGCAUACCUAAGUUCUUCCAAACUGUUAGGAGCGAAGAUAAAUAGCAAGGCAGUAAGGCCAUCAUCAGCCCAGACGUAGACCCUUCUUUUAAAAUGUACUUAAGAGACUUCUUUAAGUCUGGAUCCUUAGCUACAUACAAAGGACUGAGUUUUCUAUUCAAAGGUAGAAGAAUCCAGAUGCACUGCUAUUCUCUACCAACUUCUAGCUGCCCUAUAAGUCUUAGCACAGACUGCCCAUCGUUUCAAUGUUUUCCAAGGUUACAGCUCUGCCUGGCUGUUCUCUUCCAGCUACCUGGGCUGCUUUUUCUCCUCAAGCACCUGCCCUAGCACACAUAGCAGAUGCUGUACUGUUAUGCAGUGAGAAAGGACAGACAGAGACUGAGGGGAAGUGCCAAAAGCAAUACAGAUUCAAAAGGAUUACCUUCUAAAUUCAAGAAUAUUUCUCAGCAGAAGACUGUCAUUGCUCUCAGUAAGUGAAUCAUUUACAGUGGAUUGUUUCCAUCUGCCUUUGUCAAAUAGCCUGCAAGCAGCUCUUAUCUACCUGAGACCCUACCUAUCAUCGUGUGUUUUUAUUGCCUACCUGGUUCAUCAGCAGUUAUAUCAAGAAACUAUUUUAUGAAGCAUGUCUUUCUGUCUGGAAAUAAUAAUCUAUUGUUCCCUUAGGGAAGCUCACACAUCCUCUCUGGUUAUCCCCAGCCUGUACCAACAACAUCAGCAUCUCAUGCUCCAAAGAAAAUUCACCAAGCCUUCCUGUAAUUCUCACAAAGAAGCCAAUCUUUGUUUUAUUGAAUGUUUUCACAGAAAGAUAUUUUGAAAUCAUGUUAGCUCAAAAAGUAGGACUUAAGGAUACAUUGGUGUUUUUUUGUUGUAUUUUCACUUGCUUUACUGUUUCCAUAGGAGUAAUACCCCACCAUCCCACUUCUUUUUAAUUGUUCUGAGCAUCAUCUGUGAUUACUGCCUUAUCGCACAUAUUCCAAAGGAAAAUCACCUUUCAUUAAUCUCCACUAGAAUAAUUCCUUUUGUUGCAGUCUUCUGGAUUCUAAAAAAUGACCUGAAUAUGACUAUUCUCAUGCAAAUAAUUGUUCAGUCCUGCCUCCUCAGUAUUUGAUCUGCCGCAGGCAGCACUCCUGGAGAAGGCACAUCGUACUCUACAAAGAUAGAAAUGAGGGAGAAAGAGACACUGCAAUGGGACACUCACCCCUCUGCUCACAUACGACUGAGGAAAUAAAUUAGAUUGCCUUUAAAACAUCCAUAGGUUUUGAGUCAUCUGUUUCCAGAUGUCUUAGAAUACAGUGAACUACACAACAAAUGUGCCUAUUUCUUACCAUAAAAGUAAACGGAGAAUUUGGGUUUCCAUUCAGGUUAUACAUUUACAUUAGGUGAAGGGAUUACCACUCCAAAUGUAUGGUCUUUCUUACAGAAGUUGUCAGGUUAGCUUAUCAGUCCUGCAAAUAACAUUAGGAGGCCCUGACCACAAAUGUUGCUCUUUCAGAUGUGAGUUUUGAGGGUGAGAAAGGACCUCUGGAGCACACGAAGGUGAAGCUUCUUCAUCUGGAUAUUAGCAGUGCAAAAAUACUGAAGUGAAGGACAAAUAGUAAGAAAACAGGAGUUAAUUAUCCUGAAUAUAUAAGCAGAAAAUAAAUUUGCAGAUUGCAGCAGACAAAUAGCUUGUAAUAAUGAGCAAAUGAGCAGAAUUGGGAUUUUUUCCUCUCUCGAACAGCAUGUGGGGAAUUUUAAACAAAGAGUUAACAUUUUCAGGGUUCAAAAUAAAUAGCCUCUCUGACAAUCCAAUCCUUUGUCCAUUUUGUUAUGAAACCAUACUAAAAAUGAUAAGUGGAGUUCUCAUUUUCACAUCUGCUAUCCAUAUGAACAUACACCUGGCAGUGAUGUGUGUGUGUGUGUGUUGCUUCAGAGGAAACAACCAAACAGCUAUCACUUUAUACAGCACUAAUAGCCUCAGUUAUAAACCUGCUACAUGUGUUUUAUUUACUGUAAAUGAAGUGUAUAGAAGCAAUUCAGAAUAUGAAGACGAAAUUUUAAUGGGUCACUUUUAUGCUAGAGCAAUAUGAAGAGGCAUCUGAAAUGUGAUUUACUUUUUAAUACUCAGUAAAGUAAUUUUUGUUGGGAUAAACAGGGUUCCCAACAAGUACUCACACAAUUGUUUCUUCAAAUUCUUAUUUCACACAUACUUUGAGACUUGGAGCAAUUUUUUCCAUGAAUAUAUGCUAAUCUGUCUGGGACUUCUCCAAAGUUACGUUUUCUUUCUCUCUUUUGUUUCUUUUCCUUUUUCUGUUAGAUCUUAAUACUCUGCCAUAGUUCUUUUACACUCAUAUAUUUAGUUGCAGUGUGGUAAUGUACAUUGAUCCUGAUAAAUUUCUCUGCAUUCACCAUAGUUAAAUAAUCUUUGUAACUAUCAGUUCUUAUUGUUACUUGCAGAUAAAUAGAGUUAUGGGUUUGCUUCUUCUGCAAAAAAAUGUCUAAUUUACCUUCUUAUGGAACAGAGGAAAGUGUAACAGUUGGAAUAUAUGAGCACACUUAGGUGGAUAUAUGAUUUUAUGUUUAUAAAAUACACAUUUGUGUAUGUUGCAAUGCAUUAGAGAUUGCUUCAUUGCAAGAAAUUUAGGAAUAAUUAAAAUUAAGUGGUCAAAUGAA
This is a messenger RNA of Numida meleagris (helmeted guineafowl), 11288 nucleotides long. It is a transcript of the gene ABCB5, whose product is annotated as ATP binding cassette subfamily B member 5. The record is from RefSeq and is a predicted model, not a curated record. Gene Ontology annotation, molecular function: ATP binding; ATP hydrolysis activity; ABC-type transporter activity. Gene Ontology annotation, cellular component: membrane. NCBI's taxonomy places the organism in Eukaryota, Metazoa, Chordata, Aves, Galliformes, Numididae. The coding region runs from base 615 to 4583 and encodes 1322 amino acids. Gene Ontology annotation, biological process: transmembrane transport. The transcript has 29 exons.